Messenger RNA from Symphalangus syndactylus (siamang), 1378 nucleotides. The record is from the annotation of a RefSeq genome assembly. NCBI's taxonomy places the organism in Eukaryota, Metazoa, Chordata, Mammalia, Primates, Hylobatidae.
AUGUUAAAACUAAUCAUUCCUACCAUCAUACUACUGCCUCUAACAUGACUAUCUAAAAAGCACAUAAUUUGAAUCAACACAACCACCCACAGUCUAAUUAUUAGCCCUAUCCCACUACUAUUCUUUAACCAAACCAACAACAAUCUACUUACCUAUUCCCUAUCCUUUUCCUCCGACCCCUUAACCACACCCCUUUUAAUACUGACAACCUGACUACUCCCUCUAAUAAUUAUAGCAAGCCAACACCACCUAUACAACGAACCCCUUCUACGAAAAAAACUUUAUCUAUCUAUACUAAUUAUCCUCCAAAUCUCACUAAUUAUAACAUUCACCGCCACCGAACUAAUAAUAUUCUACAUCCUCUUUGAAACCACACUCAUCCCCACCCUAAUUAUUAUUACUCGAUGGGGUAAUCAACCAGAACGCCUAAACGCAGGCUCAUACUUCCUAUUCUACACCUUAGUAGGCUCUCUCCCUCUACUCAUUGCACUUAUCCACACUCACAACACCCUAGGCUCAUUAAACAUUAUAUUACUAAACCUUUCUUCCCAAAACUUAACAGACUCUUGAUCCAAUAAUCUCAUAUGACUAGCAUAUAUAAUAGCCUUCAUAGUAAAAAUACCCCUUUACGGACUUCACCUUUGACUCCCCAAAGCCCACGUUGAAGCCCCUAUUGCUGGCUCAAUAGUACUUGCCGCAGUACUCCUAAAACUAGGUGGAUAUGGCAUAAUACGACUCACCCUUAUCCUUAGCCCACUAACAAAACACAUAGCCUAUCCAUUCCUAAUACUAUCUCUAUGAGGCAUAAUUAUAACAAGCUCCAUCUGUCUACGACAAACAGAUCUAAAAUCCCUCAUCGCAUACUCCUCCGUAAGCCACAUAGCCCUUGUGAUCGCAGCUAUCCUCAUCCAAACCCCCUGAAGCUUUACAGGCGCAAUUGUCCUCAUAAUCGCCCAUGGACUAACCUCCUCCUUAUUAUUCUGCCUUGCAAACUCAAACUAUGAACGAACUCACAGCCGCAUCAUAAUCCUAUCUCGAGGACUUCAAACCUUAUUCCCACUGAUAGCCUUUUGAUGGCUAAUAGCGAACCUUGCCAAUCUCGCCCUACCCCCCACUAUCAACCUCCUAGGAGAGCUCUUUGUACUAAUAGCCUCCUUCUCCUGAGCAAAUACCACUAUUAUACUCACCGGACUUAAUAUACUAAUCACAGCCCUAUAUUCCCUUUACAUAUUUAUUAUAACACAACGAGGCAUACUUACACACCACAUUAAAAACAUAAAACCUUCACUUACACGAGAAAACAUACUAAUACUUAUACACCUCUUCCCCCUUCUCCUCCUAUCCAUCAACCCUAACAUCAUUACCGGUUUUACUCCCU